Molecule: messenger RNA, 4258 nt
Organism: Cryptomeria japonica (Japanese cedar)
Lineage: Eukaryota; Viridiplantae; Streptophyta; Pinopsida; Cupressales; Cupressaceae
Product: TMV resistance protein N
Exons: 5
Coding region: 346-4143 (1265 amino acids)
Biological process (GO): defense response; signal transduction
Molecular function (GO): protein binding; ADP binding
Source: RefSeq, a predicted model, not a curated record
CAAAUUUUUAAAAGACAUUCCAAAGACCAUUAAAUUCCAAAUUAGUUCUUAUUGUAACUGAUAUUUGUUUUAUAUGGGAAUUUAUUUUUGUAUUAUUUUAUGAAGGGUAAAAUAUCGGAGUGUGGAGACGUAUAUACACACGGUUUUGUGAAGUUUCCUAGCUAUUAUAUAUCGCGGUGCAGAAGUUUCAACGAGGUUUGCCUCAUGGUAAGAUUUUGAUAAAAAGUAGUGCACGUGCGAUUCAGUGCUCUCUCAUUCAGUGCUGAUUGUGACAAACGACACUUCCAAUAUGGAAUACAAGAACACGCUUUGAGCACCUUUGUUACUGCAACACGGUUUUACGAGAUGCGAUUUCUUAGCUUUAUAAGACAAUGCCUCAUCAGACAUUUUGUGAACGGAAUUUUUUUUUUGUCGACCCUUUGCGUGUAUGGUGCAUUUGAACAGAAUAUCAUGGAAAUAUCUCUCUCUCCCCCUGCCGAGGUUGUAUCUACUGCUUCUUCCUCUGUUCUUCCCCCAUCAUCUCUAUCUCCUGCUUCCUCCUCUACUCGUGUUCUACCGUCAUCUGUAUCUGCUGCUUUCGAGGAAGAUAUGCCAUCAUUUAAAUUUGCUGCUUCUUCCUCUACUCCUCCCCUGUUAACUGUAUCUGCUGCUUCCUCCUCUGCUCCUCCCCCACCGUCAUCUGUAUCUGCUGCUUAUGAGGAGGUUGUGCCGUCAUAUUUAUCUGCUGCUUUCGAGGAGGUUGUGCCGUCAUCUUUAUCUGCUGCUUUCUCCUCUGCGCCUCUUCUCCCUGCUACUUCUUACGAUGUUUUCAUCAACCAUUACGGAGAGGAUGUCAAAUAUACCCUCGCCACCAACAUCCACGAUAAACUUACUGCUUUGGGAUUCUCCGUCUUUCUUGAUGUCUAUUCCCUUGAACUGGGUGAUGUCAUUCCAGCACAUAUCGAAGAAGCCAUGCGCACUGCCUCACUUCAUAUUGCCAUUUUCUCUCCCAAGUAUGUCGAAUCCCCUUGGUGUUUGGCAGAGUUGGCUUACAUGCUCAAUACACCUAAUAGAGUUAUCCCCGUCUUUUAUCGUGUGGAUCCUUCCGAUCUGCGCUGGGUGGGUAAAGGAAAAGGAAGCUAUGCUCCUUCAUUUUCCCGACAUGAAAAGCAGGGAAGAUACUCCGCCCAAAAGGUUGAGGAGUGGAAGAUGGCACUGGAGAAAAUUUCAUUUCAUAAAGGCUUCGUGGUUAAGGAUAAUAAAGAUGAAGGGUUGCUGUUGAAGAAAAUUGUAAAUAUGGUAUUACUGGGAAAGGUGCCGUUGCCGGUAACCCAAAAUUCUGUUGGACUGGAUGAUGUUGUUCUAGAUUUUGAAAGAAAUACAUUUGGAUGUGCGCAAGGUGAGCGCAAUGUUCAAAUUGUAGGGAUCGUAGGAAUGGGUGGAAUUGGUAAAACCACGUUGGCAAAGGAGCUGUAUAACAGAAAAUCUUCGUCUUUCCAUAGCUGCUGUUUUGUAUUUGCAGUGCGAGAUGCUGCAAGCAGAAAUGCUUUACAUGAGAAGCAGAAAAAGCUUCUGGAGGAUAUUGGUGUCAGAGGCUUAACAUUCGAUAACAUAGACGAAGGAAAAGCUAUUCUGGCAAAUCGGUUGAGAUCUCUUCGUGCGCUCAUCGUCUUGGAUGAUGUAGAUGAUGAGACCCAACUGGAUGCUCUGUUGCCAACUAAGGACUGCCUUGGUUCAGGCAGUCUUGUCAUUGUCACGACUCGAGAAUUGCAUCUGCUUGAUAAGUGGGAUUCCAAGUCAUAUAGAAUGAACGAACUGGAUUACUUAAAUGCCAAGGCGCUUUUUUGUCGGCAUGCUUUUCCACAAGGCUACCCAGAAGAGGGAUUUGCAGGUAUAGUUGAAAAGUUUUUGAAAACUUGCAAUGGAUUGCCUUUGUCCCUCGAGGUAUUUGGACGACUUGUUUAUGGCAGGCCCAAGGAUUAUUGGAAAUCCCAGCUGCAUAAGAUCUCCAGAACUUUGCCGGAGGAUAUCAAAGGGAGGUUAAGUGUCAGCUACAAUUCGCUAGAUGAAGAAGAGAAAGAAAUGUUCAUGGAUGUGGCUUCUUUCUUUCUUGGACAGCACAGAGAUUCGGCGAUUGAAGUAUGGGAUGAAUUAGGGUGGAGUGGCUUGCAAGGAUGGGAAAAACUUGUCAACAAGUGUCUAGUUAAUGUGGACGAGCAUGAUAGUAUAACAAUGCAUGACCACCUGAGGGAUUUGGGAAGGGAUCUUGCAAGUAGGCAUUCAUCUUCUCGUGUAUGUCUUCCAGAGAGUACAUUCAACAUAGAGAAACAAGCUACGGGAAGAUCUAUUAGAGGCAUAGUUGCUGCUGGAUUAGAAUAUACUGACGAGCCAUUUUGUCAUCAGCAGCGUCCCAAAAAGUUCUGGCGCGCUCUACCUUUCUCGCCCAGAUUAAAACUUUCCACUGGCAAAGAAGCAAAGCUUAUGAAAGAUUUCGCCACACCAUCAGAUGACCUUGUAUGGCUUCAUGUCUUAGAUUUUAAGAAGAGAAAUCUUCCCUCGUGGCUUUCAUUCAGAAUGUUGAGAUAUUUGAAGCUCAGAAAUGCUGUCAACUUAAGAUACUUAUGGCCUAAUACAGAUGAUCCUCCACUGCGGUUAAGAGAAUUGUGCAUAACGAAUGGUCAUAUAUUACAAACGAUUCCUACGUCAAUAGGACUCCUGAAGGAAUUGAAAAGGAUACAACUCUUUCAUUGUAAAGCAAUGAAGAAUCUCCCAGAAGAGUUUUGUUCUCUCUCAUCUCUGGAGUGGCUAGAUCUAUGCUAUUGUGAGAUGUUGUCUUCGCUACCUAGUGGUUUCGGGGUUCUGACAAACCUGCGGCAUAUAGAUUUGUGCAACUGUAAGAGGCUGCAGAGUUUGCCAGUGUCUUUUAAGCAGCUAAGAAAUCUUCAAUAUCUAAAUUUUUGUUUCUGUGAACAACUCAGUUUUAGAUUAGACAUGCUGGAAAAAAUGGGAAAGCUGGAGUAUUUGAACUUUUCUUUUUUCAGUAACCUGGUAGAAUUGCCGAAUGGAAUCACAGGACAAGUGUAUUUGAGAGAGCUCCAUGUUUGUUAUACAGGCUUAAGGGAGGUUCCCACUAACAUUGGUCAACUUCACAAAUUGGAAACGCUGGAGAUAGGAAGCUCGUUCUUGAAUAGCCUGCCUUCCUCUAUUGAAAACUUGUCCAGUCUGACUCAAAUAGAGCUUGGCGGUAGCAUGUUCAAUUCUGUACCGUACUUCGUGGAGCGUCUAAAUAUGCUCAAGAAGAUAGAGAUAUCUGGAACAGGUGUGUUUAUAAUAUCACUACCUGCAGACUGCUGUCCCAGCCUUGAAACUCUCAUACUAGACGACAAUAAUGAGCUAAAGUGUAUUGACAGCCUGCCAACAUUACUGCAAGGUAUAGAAGUGGCGUCAUGUCGAAAUCUGAAGAGUAUAGAGGGCAUUCGUUGUCUUAGAAACCUUAGAAUUCUCCGUAUAAGUGAUUGCACUAAUCUAGAUGAGCCCUCAAGUUUUCCGUAUUUACAUUCCCUCGAUGAUAUUUCAAUAAGUAACUGCGACAAAUUUCUGGAAGCCCUCGCAAUGUGGAAAUCCAGAGGUAUACGAGGAUGGGAGGACAUGGAAAAAUUGAAAACUUUGGAGCUAGUAGCAAACAACACAUCAGCUCUCCAGCUCUGCACUCGGGAUAUAAAGAAAUGGCCAUGGCAGACGUGCAUAGUUGGAAGGGCAGUGAGUAGCGUGGAGUCAGUUAUGGAGUCACUUUCUUUCCCCAAUCUCACCGUGAUUGGAGAGAGAGAAGAGUUGUUAGAAUACGGGAAGACGCAUAGUUCAGGUGCAGCUAUCGUAUGUCUCGUUGUAAAGGUGUUUGAAGAUCAUUUCAUCGACCAUCCGUUCCUCCCGUUCAGUAAGACCUCAGUAUUAUGUUGGCGACUGAGACGUGGGCAAUGGGUGUUUGUAGGUGUGUGGAGACAAGAUUGUAACCUUUUGGACACACUUGGUAGGAUAGCGCGUAGAGAAGUUAAUAUAAAGAUAAAAGAACGAGUGGUGGCAGAAGAAGAGAGAGUAAUGGUAAUGGCAGGAGAGGAAAAGAGAGUAGUACAGGGAUUUACACAUUUGUGGCCUUUGUUUACAUGAAAUUGUUAUCCUUCCAAAUUGAGCGUGACAAUUGGGAGGAAUAAAAGUCAAUUUACUAUCAAGAUAUGUUGAUUGUACGUUUUGGAGAGGAAUAUAAAAGUCAAUUUAUUAUAUA